AUGGACGGGGUAGACAAUGUCGCCACUGCUAGCGCAGCACCACUCGAAGCACCACCACCACUACCAAACGACGUCCGCGACGCAAUCCUCUCGCACCUCCUCCCGCCUGCUCCCCCACUCCCAGUCGAACUCCUCGCGCGCUCCUUCAUCGAGCGCCUCACGUUCCUCCCACCAGCGGAAGACGACAUCGACGCGCAGCUGUCCCCGUUCCCCACCGGCGGCACUCCCCUCGACCCCAACCCCCUCGCGACGGCCCUCGACGCCCUCUCUGGCGGCUUCACCCUCCAUCCAACACAGUACACAUUCGACGGCGAGAUGCUGCUUGCACGAAGUGUCAUUUCCCCCGAGCACGGGUACGGCGGCGCCGUCGAGACGCAGUUUGAGCACGACGCCAAGCGCGGCUGGACGUACCGCGGCUCCAAGCCCAAAUUUUCUCUCGGCGACGACGAGCACGACGCCGACCACCGCGGCUGGGUCAGCCACAUUGAGAACGUGAGCUACAGCGACGACACGGCGCCCGAGGACUACUGGGCGGGCUUUACGCCGCCGAGCCAGCGCGCCGAGCUGCCGGGCGACAACGACGAGGACGACUACUGGGCGCAGUAUGGCGCCGGCGCCGAGCCCGAGCGCGAGGUGCAGACGCCCGCAAAGUCCAACAUUGCCGUCGCCGGCCCGGAGACGGCCGCGACGCUGAGCCUGUUUCUCCAGGGUCUCGUGGCGAAAGAGGACGACGAGGCUGCCGAGACCGAGGCCCCCGCCCCCGCCCCCGUCGAGAAGGAGCCUUCCCCGCCCGGCGUGCUCGAGCAGAAGAUCCGCGCCAAAGUCCGCAACAUCCUCAUGCGCGCGUGGUCCGCCUUCGCGGCUGACACGGACGCCGAGGCGGCAGGCUUUGACUGGCUGCGCAUCUGCCGCGGGGUCAACGAGCGCCCGAGCUGGGGCAACGGCGCGACGACCGACGCGUACUUUGCCGACGCGCGCACCGCCGUGCUGACGGCGCGCGUCGAGGCCGCCAAGGAGGUGUUCUCGGCCGUUGACGACUCGCGCGACGGCUUCUGGCGCCUCGUCGAGGACGCGAUCAAGAUCCACACGAGCCCCGUCCUCGGCGACAACGAGGCGCCGUUCGAGUUCUGA
Messenger RNA from Vanrija pseudolonga, 1131 nucleotides. RefSeq lists its product as uncharacterized. NCBI's taxonomy places the organism in Eukaryota, Fungi, Basidiomycota, Tremellomycetes, Trichosporonales, Trichosporonaceae. The record is from RefSeq and is a predicted model, not a curated record. Bases 1 to 1131 code for a protein of 376 amino acids. The transcript has a single exon.